CAUCGCGCCCCGCGGUCCCCGCCCGGCGGCCUGCCGCGCGGAGCUGGGCGCGGUGCACGCUGGGGCGCGUGGUUCCCGCGAACGGCACCUGUAACUGAAAACAGUUGGUCAGCGGCCGCCCCAGGCGCCACCGCGGCGGCGCGAGUCCGCGGCCGUUAGUGACAGGGUGGGGAGCGAUGGUGCCGCUGCGGGCGUUGUUCCUGCUGCUCCUGCUGCGGCCGGAGACAGACUGCGCCCUGUGGAGGGAUAGAACUGCGGAAGAAAACUAUGAACUCUUUACCUCCAGGAAAGAUACCUUUGAGGAUGAAGAGCAUUGUUUGCGUGAUUCUGAUCCUUCUAAUUGUUUCACGUGCUAUUCAACAGUAGCUUCAGAAAUGGAAAGUGCAGAUCAACUCUUCUUAAAUGAGCACCAGUUAAUUUUGUGGAUAUAUGAUCCCGAAAGUGCAGAUGCCUCUGAAUUGAAUCACACUGCAGUUUUUCCAUCAGAAAGUUCUCAGAUAGUCAGCAAGAUGUUACAGAUCUGGGGACAGAAACCUGUUGUUCAGACCUAUUUCAAGCAAAAAACAUACCACUGUCAGAGGCUUCCAAAAUCCGGCACUUGUUAUAAAACAGAAGCCAGACAUGUUUUUAAAGUUGGAGCAGAACACAAGCUUCCUGAGAGUGAAAUACUUCGAAUGCAUUCAAGAUAUUGGAGUUCAUCUGUUUAUCCAGUGCAGAGUGGAAAACAAUUAAGUACUUGGGCAGCAGGGAUGUCUACUGAGCUGUAUGUUGGAUACAAUGAAGCAUUUAAUAAAAUAGCAGAUACUGCAAGCUUAGUGAAGAUCGUCAGUUUUCCAAACACUGCUUCUUUAACUGUUAGCUGUGACUCAGUCCCAUGCGAAGUGACAAUGUUACUUAUUUGCAACGCCUGCAGCUCCUCCAGACUAUUUUUUCUGGCAUUUUAUAAUGAAGGCAGACAACUUUGGGGCUUAGGAGAUUUUUGCUUACCUGUUCCUCACAGUUCUGCUAUGAGGAUGAUAUACAUAAAUUCAGCAUUAUCUUCUGGACUGCUGUGGGAGGAUGUGUUUGCUACACCUAUAAAAACAGCACGGAUAAUGGAUAUCUUCCUGUGUCUGGAUCAACACUACCAGAAAUGUCUGAUGGGAGCACUAUCCACCAGAUUAUUCUCGGAAUUUACAUUUUCUCAUCAAACUGACAAUAUUUUAGAAUCCAAUUAUACACAGGCAUUAGAACUGACCAGUGGUGUUAUGUCAGCUGAACUGAAGUCUCGUGCUGUUGAAAAUGCAUGUGAAUUACAGCAUCAGGUCUCCCACUUUUUUGUUGGCUGCCCUCCAGGAAGGCACAUUGCUGUUAAGAUAUACGAUGGUGAUAUUUGUGUUAGAAAUGUUGAAGCAAAUUUUGUAUUAUGGGAGAUAAAAGGCAGAACUGAUAAUGGAUACAUUUCAUCCAUGAAAAAAAAUUACAGAUCCUGUUUUGAGCUUGAGAACAGUUCAAAGGAAGGACUGAAUGAGCAGUAUCAGAUUUUAAACAGCACUUCUCAAAACCACAUGGCUCGGCCUUUUAGUCAUGAUGCCACUUACGUGUUCAGAGUGAGGAUAUUAACUCGAAAUUACAGGUCAGAUGUUUCUAUGGCUAAGUUGUAUUCCUUCAUCACACUCAGCACCUUGUUGGUCUGCGCCACCUUCUGCUACAGAUACAGCCUCACUUGGAAGUCUGAAACACUGGGCAGAAGACCUAAAGGCCAGUAUCUCACUGAUACACUAACAAAGUAAAACUUUAAAUAGGAUGGUGUUUGGGACAAGUGAUACACUGUUUAUUAACAGAUGGUUUUGCAAGUACUUCUUAUAUCUCUAUAAUACUAUUUAAUGCAUUUAGUUUCAUAUACAGAGGGCAUGCCAGUCAACGCGUCAGAGCUCCUAUAGGAGCAGAGCUCUGGUGUGGCUAACAGUUUUUAAAAGACAUUUUCCAAGCCAAGCUAAGUUAAGCUGCAGCUGUGAGCCUCAUGCUUGAGUUGGCUUCACAUUAUGAUUUUCACUGACUCAACUAUGGUAUCAGCAUAAUUUUUCAGUGUGAAAUCUGAUAAAACAAUGCAGGCAAAGUUUCUGCUCUGUCAGAGGGCUGCAGCCAAUCAAGUUCUGAAAAGUGCUCAGCACAGUCCACAGAGGGAAUAUUGUGUGUUUCUGACGAUGUCUUUUGAUGCUACAUGUUUUACUUCUGCUGACAAAUGUUAAUUCUAUCUUAAAAAUAUUUGGAUCAUACUUCCUCUCAAGCUUAUUCACUUCUUCAGUAUAUAAAUGUUUGUUAUAUUAUUGUUGUAAAAGUUAUAGUUGGUUGCAGUAGUUACAUUUGUUAUAUCAAUAAGCAGUCAUGCUUGCAUCUAUUUUUAACACCAUCUGAAGCUGUUAAAAGUGUCAGGCUUCCAGCCUGAAUUUUCUUAUCAUCAAAUGAACAUACCUUGCAAAGCUUAUGCUCUUAAUGGCAAUUGUUUCAUUUCUCCAAAAUAAAUUAACACAACUCUAUUGAUAAAUAAAUGUUGAAAUUCUUA
Molecule: messenger RNA, 2545 nt
Organism: Lagopus muta (rock ptarmigan)
Lineage: Eukaryota; Metazoa; Chordata; Aves; Galliformes; Phasianidae
Gene: CATSPERE
Product: catsper channel auxiliary subunit epsilon
Exons: 14
Coding region: 177-1772 (531 amino acids)
Biological process (GO): sperm capacitation; flagellated sperm motility
Cellular component (GO): CatSper complex; sperm principal piece
Source: RefSeq, a predicted model, not a curated record